CGGCACACUCCGACAAAUAAAUGCGUCCCAUCAGAUUUAUGACUCCGUGUUUUUCUCCUCUUUUUCACCAAUCACAAGCCUCCAGACUCCUAUUUCUUUUCCAACCACGACAAACUGCUUCCUUCAAAUGUUCGUGGAACCAAAACCCAAAUUAUAAAAACAGGAAACAAAAAAUCAUAUCAGAAAAAUGAAAAAUUUCAUGGCCUUUCCCUCUAAGUUCAUUGCCUUUAUUUCCUUUCUUGUAUUUACAGUCACCCCAUUUUCUCAUUCGAUUCCCUUCAUUGUUCUUCAUGGGAUUGGAGAUCAGUGUUCCAAUCGUGGAGUCAAACAGUUCACUGAACUUCUCACCAACUUUUCUGGCUCUAAAGGAUAUUGCUUAGAAAUUGGAGAUGGGACAUGGGAUUCCUGGUUUAUGCCUCUGGAAAAACAGACAGCUGUGGUUUGUGAGAAGGUGAAGGAAAUGAAAGAACUGAGUAAGGGUUACAACAUAGUUGGGCUCUCCCAGGGUAACUUGAUAGGCCGAGGUGUUGUAGAGUUUUGUGAUGGUGCACCUCAGGUGAAGAAUUUUAUCUCUUUAGGAGGGCCUCAUGCUGGUACUGCUUCUGUUCCUCUUUGUGGUACUGGUAUUCUGUGCCUGAUUGCAGACAAGCUGAUCAAGUCAGAGAUAUACACCGACUAUAUCCAAGCUCAUUUGGCUCCAAGUGGUUAUCUAAAAUUACCAAAUGAUAUACUUCAUUAUUUGGGAAAAUGUAGAUUUCUUCCAAAGCUUAACAAUGAACUCCCUGAUGAAAGGAAUUCCACUUAUAAAGAGAGGUUCACUCGCUUGCAAAACUUAGUACUUAUCAUGUUUGAGCAUGAUACUGUUUUGAUACCAAAGCAAACCUCUUGGUUUGGAUAUUACCCGGAUGGUGCCUUCAAGCCCGUGAUUCGUCCUCAAGAGACAAAGCUUUACACCGAGGACUGGAUUGGUUUAAAAACCUUGGAUGAUGCUGGAAGAGUCCACUACAUUAAUGUCACAGGAGGUCACCUUGGAAUCUCCAGAAAAGACAUGAAAAAGCAUGUUGUACCUUACUUGAAGGAUCAAGCAUCAAUGGUGGAUAGCCUUCAAAGUAGUUAUGCCGAAGUGGAUGGAUCUCAUCACAGGGCCAAGCUAAGCGGAAAGAGAAAACAAGCAGUGCCUUUGUUGCAGGACAAAGCAUCAUCCAAACUCAUACUUGAUGGAUCAUCAUCCUACCACUGGCCUCCUUCAGUCCAAAGCUUAAUGAAGGAAUUACUUGGACUUGCAGAAGAUUAGCCUUAUAUUUAUUUUUUAUUUAGAG
Molecule: messenger RNA, 1319 nt
Organism: Durio zibethinus
Lineage: Eukaryota; Viridiplantae; Streptophyta; Magnoliopsida; Malvales; Malvaceae
Cellular component (GO): intracellular membrane-bounded organelle
Molecular function (GO): thiolester hydrolase activity
Source: RefSeq, a predicted model, not a curated record